AUGGCUUCAGCUUGUAUCAACAAUGUUGGUGUCUCACAGGAAUUUCCUACUUACGGAUAUUUCAACCCACGAGCUUCCUUCAGCCGUGAAGAAGCUCGGAGUACUGGAUCCGCCGCGUCGGAGAUGCAGAAACAGACUCCACCGAAGUCCCCGGCGGAAGAGCCGGCCGGCGGUUGUGAUUUCGAGUUUCGGUUGGAGGAUCCAGUCGGGAUGCUCGCCGCCGACGAGCUUUUCUCCGACGGGAAGCUCGUGACGAAGCAACAGACGACGGAGACCGGCGGGAAAUGCAGGAGAAUGGAAGUGGAGAUGGAGAUCUCCGGCGCCGAUAGUUGCUUGUUUUCUCCGAAAGCGCCGAGGUGCUCGAGUAGGUGGAGAGAGUUGUUAGGACUCAAGCGAUUCUCUCAGAAUAGCAAACCCGCAUCGACGACGUCGUUUCAUUCGAAUCCGAGAUCGUCUACUUCGUCGUUGAAGCAAUUUUUGCAUCGGAGCUCCAGAUCGUCGUCGUCUGGAUCCUCCUCCUCCGACGCUUCGUUAAUCAACCUUCCUCUCCUGAAGGAUUCCGACUGCGAAUCUCUCUCCUUAUCCUCUUCCCGUAUGUCUCUCUCCUCCUCCUCCUCCGGCCACGACCACGAGGACAUCCCGAGGCUCUCCCUCGACGCGGAGAGACCCAACCACGUCCUCAACCUCAACCACAACGUCACCGCGAAUCCGUUCGCUCCAGCUCGAAGCCUAAACCCAAAUCCGCCGCGAAUGAGGCUGGUGAAGCCACGUGACAGCAACCACACGGCGGCAGGAACAACCGGAGGAGGGAGAGUGGGACGAAGCACGAAUCGUCGCUCGGUGGAGGAGACGUCUCAGUCGGCGAUGAGCAGGGGAGUCUCUGUAGACAGUCCGAGGCUAAACUCGUCAGGGAAAAUCGUGUUCCAGAGCCUUGAGCGAAGCUCGAGCAGCCCGAGCAGCUUCAACGGCGGAACGAGUGGGUAUAGACACAGAGGAAUGGAGAGAUCGUACAGCUCAAACGUGAGGGUGACUCCGGUUCUUAACGUCCCGGUUUGUUCAAUCAGAGGCGGUUCAGUGAUUUUCGGCCAGUUUUUCUCUUCGACGAAUUCAGCUUCGUCGCAACACAAUAGAACAGGGAGUAGUUCCAACAUCAGAGCGUCAUCUCAUCACCACCAUCACGGUGGUAUCAGUAGAGGUCGUAACUCCACCGAUCGAAUCUAA
Messenger RNA from Microthlaspi erraticum, 1221 nucleotides. NCBI's taxonomy places the organism in Eukaryota, Viridiplantae, Streptophyta, Magnoliopsida, Brassicales, Brassicaceae. The record is from the annotation of a GenBank genome assembly.